CCUUCUCUUUGUUUGCCUUCCUCUUUGUUUGCCUUCCUCUGAUUCACGGACUGGCCGCCAUAAAGCGAAGCUUUAGGACUCGCCAUACUACGCCACUAUGAGUUUAGAUCUGCACGAGAAGGACGAGAAGCAUGACCACGGUGUCGCUGUAUUGACGACUGAGGUCGACACGGGCGCGGCAUUGGUCGCAGGAAACGACGAUGUCCUUGAUGAGGCGGAGGCGACUCGGAUCAGGAAGAAGAUUGACAGAAACAUUCUUCCGUUGAUGUGUGUCUUGUAUUGGAUCCAGUUCAUGGACAAGACCACGUUGGGAAGCUCGGCCAUUCUCGGUAUUCAAACAGCCGCGCAUCUGACAACAAACCAGUACAACUGGCUGGGCACAAUCUUCUAUCUGUCGUACCUUGUCUUUGAAUACCCUCAAAAUCUGGCCUUGCAGCGAUUUCCUGUGGGCAAAUGGAUGAGUAUAAACAUCUUCACUUGGGCGGUCGCUUUGAUGUGCCAUGCGGCGUGCACAAAUUUCGCCGGUCUGUUCGUUGUACGGUUGAUCCUUGGGAUGUGCGAAGGCUCUAUCACGGCAGGGUUCAUGAUCGUCAGCUCUAUGUUCUACACCAGGAACGAGCAGACCGUUCGGGUCGGUUAUUGGUUCUUGAUGAACGGCACUGCACAAAUCAUCUCUGGCUUCAUCAGCUUUGGCUCGUUGCAUAUCAAGACGGAGAACUUCGAGCCAUGGCAAUGGCUUAUGAUCAUCACUGGCAUUCUGACUCUCAUCACUGCCAUCUGCUUCUUCUUAUUCUUCCCUGACUCCCCUACGAACGCAUGGUUUUUGACACCGGACGAACGCGUGAAAGCCGUUCAGCGUAUCAAAGGAAACCAGACCGGUGUCGAGAACAAACACUUCAAGAAGGAGCAGAUGAUCGAAGCUCUCCUCGACCCCAAAGUCUGGCUCUUCGCCCUCUUCAGCGCCCUCGACAACGUCCCGAACUCCCUCACGAACCAGCGCUCCCUCAUCGUCUCUUCUUUCGGUUUCACAAACCUGCAGACCACCCUCCUCGGCUGUGUCGAUGGACUCAUCGAGAUUGUCACGAUCUUCACGGGCGUAAAACUCUGCGCGAGGAUCCCGAACAGUCGAGCAUGGGUCGGAAUGAUCUAUUUCCUCCCCAACGUCCUUGGUGUAUUCUUGAUCAAUUUCUUGCCCUGGGAUAACAAGGUCGGGUUGUUGUUCUCGCAAUGGUUGACGGGUAUUGGGACCACCGGCUUCGUUCUUGCCCUGUCGUGGGUCGGAGCAACCACCUCGGGCCACACCAAGAAGAUCACGACGAACGCGAUCAUGCUCUCCGCCUACUGCAUCGGGAACGCCGCUGCGCCCUUCAUGUGGCAAGCCAAGUACAAGCCCCGGUACCACAUCCCAUGGAUCAUCAUCGGCAUCUGCUACAUCUGCUGCAUCGCACUCCUCUUCGCCAUCCGUACCCUCCUCAAACGCAGGAACGACCUGCGCGAAGCAGAGGCCGCCGACGAUACGUACGAGGACGUGUAUGUGAUCAAGACUCUGGACAAUGGCGAGAAGGUCGAGGUCAAGGUCGCAAAGGAAUUCUUGGACUUGACGGAUAUGCAGAAUCGGGAUUUCAGAUAUGUUUUGUGAGGUGUUAAGAGUAGUGUUUUUACGAAUUUUGUCUUUGAUUGUU
Molecule: messenger RNA, 1682 nt
Organism: Stereum hirsutum FP-91666 SS1
Lineage: Eukaryota; Fungi; Basidiomycota; Agaricomycetes; Russulales; Stereaceae
Product: MFS general substrate transporter
Exons: 16
Coding region: 98-1639 (513 amino acids)
Biological process (GO): transmembrane transport
Cellular component (GO): membrane
Molecular function (GO): transmembrane transporter activity
Source: RefSeq, a predicted model, not a curated record